AUGCGUCAGGUUUAUGCUGCAAUCAAGUGGAUACAAGUGAUUACAGCUACACUAAGUAUUUUAGGCCCUGGCUGUAUAAUUGGUUAUGCUGUGUUCCAGAAUGUAGUAACAUCACCAGAGGUUCAACCUCUCUUCUUACUCAGCCUUUUCGAUUUGCUCCUCGCAGCGUGUUGGCUCAUUGGAGCUGUUCUGUAUAGGAAAGCAUGCCAUCAGAGUGCUACAUGCUAUAACCUGCAGGCACUGGGUCAGAUGUUCUAUAUUUCCACCUUUUUCUACACAUUAAACUAUACUUGGCAAACCUUCAGUAGCCUGAAAAGAAGGCUGGACAGUGAGGUAUAUAAGAUGUCAGACAAAGAGUCCCGCUUUGGAAGAAUAGCUACAGUUCUGUGCAGUGUUGUUCCCGUCAUAUUCACUAUUCCUGUCCUGUACAUUGGAAACUCCGAGCAAUGCUAUAUGAACAUCAGUGACAGCUGCUUGGUGUUGAAUGUUGGAUCCCAGAUUACAGCAGACCUCGGAAGGCUUGACAUUGCUUGUACACACUUACAUUUCUAUAGCACAGCUGUCUUCCUGACUACCUUCUGCCUUACAGUCAUCCUCAUUCUGGUGAUUGUAGUUUAUUCAAAUAUGAUUGUCCAAAGACAUCUUGCAACUGCAGGUGUCAUCCAAGACCAACAGUGGGCAGUCAUCAAAGUAAUGAGCUGGAGCCUUCUGCUGUUCCCUAUCAUCUUCUUUCUCUGCUGCUUGCCAGUGCUAUUUAUUUUUUUAUAGGCUAUUACAGCAGUCUCUCCUGGUUUUUUUAACUGCUUGGCAUAUGGAUGGACACAGCACAUGCUGCGGAGGUUAAAACAAAGAGGCUGUCGGGAUGUGGACACACAGACCCCUCUCCUGCGUUCACAGAAAAAGAUGUAUGCCAGCAUGGGCACCUAUACCACUGACAUCAAGUCACUCACCGUGUCAGCAUUUUAA
This is a messenger RNA of Nanorana parkeri, 966 nucleotides long. RefSeq names its product transmembrane protein 116 (gene TMEM116). Lineage: Eukaryota; Metazoa; Chordata; Amphibia; Anura; Dicroglossidae. The record is from RefSeq and is a predicted model, not a curated record. The transcript is spliced from 10 exons. Gene Ontology annotation, cellular component: plasma membrane. Gene Ontology annotation, biological process: adenylate cyclase-activating G protein-coupled receptor signaling pathway. Gene Ontology annotation, molecular function: G protein-coupled receptor activity.